Messenger RNA from Gambusia affinis (western mosquitofish), 1350 nucleotides. Its product is annotated as relaxin-3 receptor 1-like. Bases 188 to 1309 code for a protein of 373 amino acids. Gene Ontology annotation, molecular function: bradykinin receptor activity. The transcript has a single exon. NCBI's taxonomy places the organism in Eukaryota, Metazoa, Chordata, Actinopteri, Cyprinodontiformes, Poeciliidae. The record is from RefSeq and is a predicted model, not a curated record. Gene Ontology annotation, cellular component: membrane. Gene Ontology annotation, biological process: immune response; G protein-coupled receptor signaling pathway.
GUGCGUCCAGGCUCAUUAGUCAGGUACAGACUGGAAACAAAGUGUCUCCCUGCGAAGCUCCUCCUGAGUGGAGAACCCCAAGCACGGCGGGAGAUGUGCCAUCGAGGUCUCUGUUCACCUGACCACGCAGACAGAGUGUGCUCUGUGGGGGCGCAGGAGGUGAGGCUCACAGCUGUUACCGGACAGAAUGGCAGCGCUGCGAAAUCACAACAACACGACUUUAUGGAACGGAUCCUCGGUGGAGCAGAAUGAUGUUGACGUGCCAGCGGAUGGGUCUCCGACUUUGCGCAUCCUCAUCUCCGCCGUCUACUCGGUCGUGUGCGCCGCGGGACUCCUGGGGAACCUGCUGGUGUUCUUCCUGAUGAAAGCGCGCAGGGGCCGGAGAAAGAGACCCAGUAUCAACCUGUUCAUCCUGAACCUGGCGGUGACGGACUUCCAGUUUGUGCUCACUUUGCCGUUCUGGGCGGUGGACAUAGCUCUGGAUUUCAGCUGGCCGUUUGGAAACGCCAUGUGCAAAAUCGUUCUCACAGUGACGGUGAUGAACAUGUACGCCAGCGUGUUUUUCCUCACAGCCAUGAGCGUCACUCGGUACUGGUCCGUGGCUUCGGCCCUGAAGGACAGGACCCGGCAGCGGGUGUGCCCAGUGCACUGGGUGAUUCCCGGACUGUGGCUCUGCGCCAUGACGGCCUCUUUGCCAACCGCCGUGUUCUCCACGGUAAGAAGGGUGGCAGGGGUGAGACUCUGUCUCAUGGGCUUCCCGGACGGCAAACCCUGGCUUUUGCUUCACCACCUUCAAAAGGUUUUGGUAGGUUUUGUGUUCCCCAUGCUGAUAGUGACGGUGUGCUACCUGUUGCUGCUGCGCUUCGUACGUCUGCACAGCAUGAACAACAACAAUCAGGUGAAGCGGAGCGCCAAGGUGACCCGUUCGGUCACCAUCGUGGUCCUCUCCUUCUUCAUCUGCUGGAUGCCGAACCACGCCAUCACCUUCUGGGGCGUUCUGGUGAAACUGAAUGUGGUCAACUGGGAUAGAGCUUAUUACAUGGUGCACACGUACCUCCAUCCAGUCACCGUGUGCCUGGCGCACACCAACAGCUGCCUGAACCCGGUUUUGUACUGCCUCAUGCGCAGGGAGUUCAGGAAGAAGAUAAAAGAUAUGUUCUGGAGAAUUUCCUCUCCCUCGGGGAGGAACGCAUGUCAUCUGCAGCCGUUCUCCAGAACAACCAGAGAGCCGGACGACACACAGACUGCCAUCCCGCUGAACAACCUAGAGACGGCUUUUACGGACCAGUGCGACACGGAUGCGUUAUAACAGGAAAACAGCACCAGACGUUAUUUUCACUGUCCGAUUUA